This is a messenger RNA of Oncorhynchus tshawytscha (Chinook salmon), 1903 nucleotides long. Its product is annotated as perilipin-2. The transcript is spliced from 9 exons. The record is from RefSeq and is a predicted model, not a curated record. NCBI's taxonomy places the organism in Eukaryota, Metazoa, Chordata, Actinopteri, Salmoniformes, Salmonidae. Bases 106 to 1407 code for a protein of 433 amino acids. Gene Ontology annotation, cellular component: cytosol; lipid droplet. Gene Ontology annotation, biological process: lipid storage; positive regulation of triglyceride storage.
UAUAAAUACGGACGCUGUCUGUUCACUGUCAAAUCAAACCUGAUAUAGAGUGAGUUACUAUACUGCUGGGAACAUCAUUUAACAAAGUUACCCAACAGAUUUGACAUGGAGUCAGUUGAAGUCGUCAAUAAUCAGAAUGUGGUUGAGAGGGUGGCCAGCCUCCCCUUGGUGAGCUCCACCUAUGACAUGGUGUCCAGUGCCUACUGCACCACCAAGGAUAACCACCCCUACCUCAAGUCCAUGUGCGAGGUGGCCGAGCUGGGGGUGCGAACCAUCACCACUGUGGCCCUCACUGGUGCAGCGCCCAUCAUCGGCAAGCUGGAGCCACAAAUUGCCAUGGCCAAUGACCUGGCCUGUAAAGGUUUGGAUAAGAUUGAGAAGACCUUGCCAAUCCUGCACCAGCCUUCUGAGCAGAUUGUUGCCAACACCAAGGAUGCAGUGACCGGUGCCAAAGACGUGAUGUCUGUCACCGUCACGGGGGCCAAGGACAGUGUGUCCCACACCUUGACUAGCGCGGUGGACCGGACCAGGGGCGCUGUGCAGGACAGCGUGCAGAUGACCCGGGCUGCGGUCAGUGGUAGCGUAAACACGGUGAUGGAGAGCCGCAUGGCCCAGAUGGUCAGUAGCGGAAUGGAGACGGCCCUCACCACCUCUGAGCGCUUGGUGGACCAGUACCUGCCUCGCACUGAGGACGAGCUGGAAAUGGAGGCUAAAACGGUGAAAGGGUUCGACGUGGCCAAGGAUGCACCUAACUACUAUGUUCGUCUGGGCUCUCUGUCUACCAAGCUGCGUAAGAGAGCGUACCACAAGGCCCUGGCCCAGAUCAAAGACACCAAGCAGCGCAGCCAGGAGUCCAUCUCACAGCUCAACCACACUGUGGACCUGAUUGAUUACGCCAGAAAGAAUAUUGACGGAGCUAACCAGAAGGUGAAAGGCAAACUGAGCUCCCUGGUCGAGUGGAAGUCUAAUGAAGGAGAUGGCAAUGAGGCAGAGAACAUAGAAUCGAGGACCCUGGCGAUGGCGCGCUCCCUCACUCAGCAGCUGCAGACAACGUGCCUGGCGCUAGUCUCUGGUCUGCAGGGCCUUCCACAGAACAUCCAGGAGGAGGCGCUGUCCCUUAGCCACUCUGCCUCGCAAAUCUACUCCAGCUUCAGCAAGGCGUCGGCGUUCGGGGACCUGUCGGAUGGCGUUCUAGCCAGCAGCAAGGCCCAGCUGAACAAGAUGAAGGAGUCGCUGGAUGACGUCAUGGACUACCUGGUGAACAACACACCCCUCAACUGGCUGGUACCAGACUUCACCUUCUCAGACUUGGCCUCGGAACCUGACCUCUCCUCAGUUGAGGACGAUGGCAUGUCAGAUGAGUCCAACAGCAACGAACCCCUAUCAGCUCCCCUUGCUCACCAAUAAUCUGCAUUGUCAGAUAAAUCAAAUGUCCACAGGUCAUCUGUCUGUAAUGCUUAGUUAUAUUUGAAAAUAGAUUUUAAUAUUUUUGAAAUACCAUUGGUAAACAAUCAUAGUAGUUGAUUUGGCCAGUGUAUUUGAAAAUACACUAUGCAUUUAAAUAUGUAGGUAUUAAAUACGCAUGGAUUUGAACAAAGGUCUGUUCUGUUGUGGAUUGAAAAAAUAUUUAUUCGCUGUGAAAGUGACCACCUCUUCCGUUUUACUUCCAUGUCCAAUACAGUUUUGAAUGGGAUUCAACAUAUCAUAGAAUUCAUGAACACAGUCAUUUAAGAUACUGUUUUUGUGGAUUAUCUACUGAUGCCUUAGCGACAGCAUUUUUUAUUUUUGUACUUCUUGCACUGAACCGUUUAAAAACUACAAGGCACAGAAGGCGGCCACUUUCCCAGCGUAUUUUCAUGUCAGGUGUGUGAGUCUUUAAAUAAACAUUGCAGCUACACAGUAA